AUGGCACCAAAAAGGAAGACAGCGAAUGUUGACCACGAGGGUGACUACAACUUAGUUGAUAAUUUAGCUGGUUUGAUUCAGCAACAGACUAGAAUGCAUGGCGAACAGAUACAAAAAUUGUUCGAUAUGCAACAGCGAACCCACGAACAAAACCAACAACCUCCUCCACAAGCAAGACACGAUAACUCGCUUACCGUGUAUGAGAAGUUUCGUAAAAUGGAACCGGUUGAUUUCUAUGGUGGGUCUGAUCCUAUGGUUGCGGAAGAAUGGGUUAAAUCUCUAGAUGUCAUCUUUGACUACAUGCGUAUCGAAGAUUCCGAGAAAGUACUUUGUGCCAUUUUCCUAUUGAAGAAAGAAGCUAGAACUUGGUGGGAGGGUACAAAACUUGCAGUGGAUAUGGAGAAGUUGACAUGGGAGGCAUUCAAAACAAUCUUUUAUGAUAAGUAUUUCACGAGGGAUGUCCGGUCACUCAAAGUUAAAGAGUUCUUAGAAUUGAAGCAGAAUGAAAUGUCCGUAUGUGACUACGUGCGAAAAUUCGAGGAGGGUUGCAAGUAUGUACCUUACAUAGCUAAAGAUAACAAAGAAAAGAUGGAUCACUUCAUGAGAGGCCUCAACCCAGUUAUUAGAAAAGAUGUAAGGAUCUCUUCUCCAAACGAGUUUUGA
Erythranthe guttata (spotted monkey flower) is the source of this 663-nucleotide messenger RNA. NCBI's taxonomy places the organism in Eukaryota, Viridiplantae, Streptophyta, Magnoliopsida, Lamiales, Phrymaceae. The record is from RefSeq and is a predicted model, not a curated record.